GCCAGCAAAGGGUUAACGGGGGGCUGCGCUCCGCUCCCAGCAGCCCCCAGGCCGGAGGAGGCGGAGUGGGCGGGGCGUGGAGUGGGCGGGGGCGGGGCAGGUGUGCGGCCGGCCGCGGGAGCUGUGCCGGGGCUGGCUGGAGCCGCGGCAAGGAGCAGACCUGGCGCUGGUGGUGCUGGAGCAGUUCCUGGCCGCCUGCUGUGGUCACACCGAGUGUGAAGGUCGAGGACGUGUCGUCAGACACGAUGCAGCCCACAGGGGCACCGCAGGAGCCUGGUGAGUCCUGGCCGGAGCAGCCACGCGCCUGUCAUGCAGACAGGCCUCUGGAAGAGUCGGGAGACGUGGAAACCUUGGGGCCUCGGGACAACCCACCUGAUGUCCCCAGAGGGGAUGCCCCGCCCCCCCGGGAGCCAGGUGCUUGCACCCUGAGCAGAGCAGAGCAGCAGCCUCCUGAGGAGGGGCCUGGAAACCUGGAGCUGCAGAGGACUUCGCCAGGGAGGCUAGAGGAGAGGAGCUCCCUGACACCUGAGCCAGGCCAAGUGCAGAGGGGGCAGGGCAGGCCUCCAAAGCAGGAGGAGAGCUGGGAGGUCCGGGAGGUGUUUGAGGACGUGGCCGUGUAUUUCACGCGGAGGGAGUGGGAGCUGCUGGAAGAUGACGACAAGGUGCUUUACCAGGACCAGAUGCUGAAGAAUUUCAACACCCUCGUUUCCCUGGGAUAUCGAGGUCCUGCACCUGACUUAAUCUGCAGCAUCCAGCAAGGACAAGUGGAGCUUUGGGUCUGUGAUGAUGAGGACUGUGGGGAAAUCUCAGGAUCAGACGACCUGCUAGCAGGAGGUACCUGGCUGCUGAGCAGAGCUGAGGAGCAGCCUCCUGUGGAAGGGCCUGCAGACCUGAAGCCAGCAUGGACUUCCCUAGGGAGUUUGGGUGAGGUUGGCUCCUGGAGACCUGAAAAGGAGCAGUGGCACACGAGUCAGGGGAGGCCACAAAACCAGCAGGAGAAUGUGGCAGUGAACCAGCACAUCCACCUGGGCAAGAAGACACACCGCUGCACUGCGUGCUGGAAGAACUUCAUUUGCUGGCAAGACCUGUCCCAGCACCAGUGUGUGCAGCACUGCUGCACCAAGUGUGGGAAGAGAUUCAGGCAGCUGUCCAGCCUGGCCAGGCACUGGUGCAUGCACACAAGGGAGAAACCACAUCAGUGCUCGGAGUGUGGGAAGAGCUUCGCCCACUCCUCUGGCUUGGCUCAACACCAGCGUAUCCACACAGGGGAGAAGAUGUAUCAUUGCUCAGAGUGUGGGAAGAGGUUCACUCAGUCCUCCAGCCUGACCAAGCAUCAGCUCAUCCACACGGGGGAAAAGCCACAUCAGUGCUCAGAGCGUGGGAAAAACUUCACCCAAUCCUCCCACCUGACCAACCACCAGCUCAUCCACAUCGGGGAAAAGCCACAUCAGUGCUCAGAGUGCGGGAAAAGCUUCACCCAAUUCUCCAACCUGGCCCAGCACCAGCGUAUACACACAGGGGAGAAACCACAUCAGUGCUUAGAGUGUGGGAAGAGGUACGCUAGGUCUUUUGGCUUGGCUCAGCACCAGUGUAUCCACACAGGGGACAAGCCCCAUCAGUGCUCAGAGUGUGGGAAGAGCUUCACUCGCUCCUCCAUCCUUGCUCAGCACCUGCGUAUCCACACAGGGGAGAAACCAAUUCGGUGCUUGGAGUGUGGGAAGAGCUUCACUCAGCGCUCCCACCUGGCCCGGCACCGGCGCAUCCACACAGGGGAGAAGCCAUAUCAGUGCUCAGAGUGUGGAAAGAGCUUCAGCCGGUCCUCCCACCUGGCCCGGCACCAGAUUAUUCACAUGACGGAGAAGCCAUAUCAGUGCUCGGAUUGUGGAAAGGGCUUCACCCGAUCCUCCUACCUGACCCAGCACCAGCUCAGCCACACGGGGGAAAAGCCACAUCAGUGCUCAGAGUGUGGGAAGAGCUUCACCCAGUUCUCCAGCCUGGCCCAGCACCAGCUUAUUCACACAGGGGAGAAAGCACAUCAGUGCUCAGACUGUGGGAAGAGCUUCAUUUAUUUCUCGUACCUGACCAGACACCGGCUCAUCCACACAGGGGAAAAACCACAUUGGUGCUCGGACUGUGGGAAGAGAUUCACCCGAUUCUCCCACCUGGUCCAGCACCAGCGUAUCCACACAGGGGAGAAACCACACAAAUGUUCAGAGUGUGGGAAGAGCUACACUCAGUCCUCUGGCCUGGCUCAGCACCAGCGUAUCCACACAGGGGAGAAACCACAUAAAUGCUCAGAGUGUGGGAAGAGCUACACUCAGUCCUCUGGCCUGGCUCAGCACCAGCGUAUCCACACAGGGGGGAAACCACAUAAAUGCUCAGAGUGUGGGAAGAGCUAUGCUCAGUCCUCUGUCCUGGCUAAGCACCAGCGUAUCCACACAGGAGAGAAGCCAUAUCAUUGCUCGGAGUGUGGGAAGAGCUUCACCCAGUUCUCCAGCCUGGCCCAGCACCAGCUUAUUCACACAGGGCAGAAAGCACAUCAGUGCUCAGACUGUGGGAAGAGCUUCAUUUAUUUCUCCUACCUGACCAAACACCGGCUCAUCCACACGGGGGAAAAACCACAUUGGUGCUCGGAGUGUGGGAAGAGAUUCACCCGAUUCUCCCACCUGGUCCAGCACCAGCGUAUUCACACAGGGGAGAAACCACAUAAAUGCUCAGAGUGUGGGAAGAGCUACGCUCAGUCCUCUGGCCUGGCUCAGCACCAGCGUAUCCACACGGGGGAGAAACCACAUAAAUGCUCGGACUGUGGGAGGAGCUUCACUCAAUCCUCUCACCUGGCCCGGCACAAGCUUGUCCACAUAGACAAGAAACCAUAUCAGUGCUCAGAGUGUGGGAAGUGCUUCCCCCACUCUUCUACUGUGGCCCAGCACCAGUGCAUCCACAUCCAGGAUCAUCCAUAAUUGUGCCAGCAAAGUAGGCAGGGCUUUGGGAUGUCUACCCGCUCAGCACCUGCCAGUGUCUGUAGCCAGGCAAGCAGCCUCAUGCUGGUGGACUGCAGCAAGAGUUCCCCCAUGAUUCCCCUCUGCUAGGGCCCUGCAGAGCCCAAAGGGCACAAAUUCUGUCUCUGAAGACUUGAUGAGGGGAAGGGGUUAAGAGGAAACAUCUCAGCUAGAUGCCAGCCCAGAUGCCGGGGAAACCUGUGAGGAGAUGAUCUUUGCAUCUACCUUGGAGCCUGUGCCAUCCCCAUCUUUCUCUAAAAGCAGCCAGUGCUUCCAGGGUCAGGUGAAGUGCCUUCACGAUAGGAUGCCUUCCUGUAGACAACUGGGUCCAAAUGCCACCCGGGUCCAAAUGCCACCCAGGGACAGGGACUGUUCAAGUGCCUCCCAGCUUAGUCCUCCUGCUCCCAGGGUUGUGGUGUGUGAGUCUCUUGCAUUGCAAGAAGGAAGCCGUUUAUGGCUGGGGAAGCACUUCCUGCCUUCCACCUUGACCUUCCCUUUCCUCCCAACCACAUCACUCUGCUCCCAGGCCUGCACAUGCCCUUUGGAGUCUGCAGGAAGCUGCUACUGUCACCCCGUGAGCCCAGUUUGGCAGUUUUGCUUCUCAGCCCCUUGUCACAACUGCAGCACCGUUUGCCAGCUGCCCCCGCCCUCCUUCCUUUCUCUAUAACAGAGUCCUUUCUAAUCAAGCCCCACAAGUAACAGAUUCAUAGUUGUUAGGGGCUGGAAGGGACCUUACAGAUUUUUGGGUCCAGCCCCCCUGUGCUUGAACAGGAAAGACUGCUGGGGUCAGAUGACCCCAGCAAGAUGGGCAUCAAGACACUUUUUGAAGAUCACCUUUAGGGAGAGCCUGUUUCAAACCCCAAAGAAGUUUUUUUCUAUGUCCAGUCUGAAGUGAUCUUCAGUCAGCUUGUGCCCAUUAGUUCUAGUCCUCCCCUGGGGGGCCUUGGUGAAGAGAUGCUCCCCCAGGCCCUGAUGGACUCCCGUGAUAUAUUUAUAGGCUGCCACCAACUCCCCUCUGAGUCGUCUUUUCUCCAGGCUGAACAGUCCCAAGUCUUUCAGCCUCUCUCACGUGACCUGGUCUCUAGGCCUCUAAUCCUGCACGUGGUCCUCCUUCGGACUCUCUCGAGCUUCUCCACAUCCUUCCUGAAGUGCAGCGCCUGUAACUGGAUGCAGUCCUCCAGCUGCGGUCUCACCAAGGCCAAGUAGAGCAGGAGGAUGACAUCUUUAGACUUGCUCGAGAUGCCUCAGCAGAUGCAUGGGAGUGUUUGAUUAGCUCUGCCAGCUACAGCAUCACAUUGGUGUCUUAUGUUCAUGUUGUCUGUCAUGACACCCAAGUCCCGUUCAGUUGUGGUGCUGGCAAGCGUAGCACUGCCGUGCCUGUAAGUGUGUUGUGGAUUAUUUCUCCCCAGAUGGAGCUGUAAAGAAAUCCUUUUUCUCUUGGUGGCCUCCCUUCUUGGAGUCUGCCCAGCCCCACCUCUGGUUUCCAACUCUGGCUGCUGGAUCCACCUGGUCUCCUAGGUGAUGCCAGUGGGAGCGGGGGACUCGGUCUUCCUUUGUUCCAGCUUCCUGCCCAGAUACUCGGGAGGCACUGGUCUCUCCGCCGGGGUGGGGGCAUUGCUGAUGUUGCUCCAGCUAACUAGCCUGCAUCAGCCGUGCUCUGAGGAUCCUGGUUUUUGGUUGGAGCUUAGUGAUGAGGUCAGAAAAGUGAUAAAAAGAGGUCGCUCUCUCUUGGGAGAGGCUGACAUUUUUGGGGAUGCUGAAACAAGCAGAAGGACUCCAGACCUCCAUCAGUCUGUGGAUGGACAUGUGAGUAACUUACCUGAAAUUUCGCCAGUAAUUUAGGAUUAAGUGAACUAGACAUGUAUCAAACGGGCCAACGAGCCCAUUCUGUUUUGCUCAAGGUGUUGUUUUUCUAAUACUCUUCUAUCCUGUACUCCUUCCCCAGUCUCCCUCGCUCAGAUUCAUGAAAGCUAUCUGUUCUAGCACACCUAGCUGCGAAUGCUUGAGAGGAGGGACAGGCCUUUACACUCCUAGCACAGCUCGGUGGAUUAUUACCUGAAACCAUUCUGGGUGGCUCCAGGCUAUACCAGCUAUACUACCAGUGGGAAAAGCACCCCCAAGGUCUGCAGGGUCUGUCUACCCCAGGCGCCACAGAGUCCUAACGGAGCCCAGAGCUCACGUGAUGGCAGUGAUUACCCCAGGCUUGCAGCUAUGGGGUUGGUUGGAUGUAAGCACCCCAGGGGAGACACCUGAAGCAUGGUUUUGGUUAGGCACGUGAGGUGGGUGGCUCAGUGUAGUAGCACCCCCUACUAUCCCACCACAAGAGUACUUUGCAUUUCUCUCUAUUAAACAACAGCAGGUUGAGGUCUGCCCACUUCGCAAGCCUGUCCAGGUUGACCUGUAGUUCCAAUCUGUCCUGGGCCAUGACCACACUCCCCCAUAGGUUGGUGUCGUCAGCGAACUUUGCCAGUUUGCUUUUAAUACCCAACUUCAAAUCAUUGGUGAGCAUGUUGAAAAGCACUGGUCCGAGUACUGAGCCCUGAGGGACACCACCGGUCACCUUCCAAAGGCCUUUUUGAAAUCCAAGCAUAUGGCAUCAACCUCAUUUCCUGUAUGCAGUGGAGAGUUACCUGAUCAUAGAAGGAAAUGAGGUUGGUCUGGCACAACCUGCCUGUGACAAAGCCAUGUUGGCUGCCAUUCAGAAUACUACUUUCUGUUAGCCUGUUAGUGAUGGGCUCUUUGAUAAUUUUCUCCAGGAUUUUACUGGGGAUUGAGGUCAACCUGAUUUGCCUGCAAUUUCCUGGGUCCUCCUUUCUUCCUUUCUUAAAAAUAGGCACCACGCUGGCCUUCUUCCAGUCUCCUGGGACCUCUCCCAAGCACCAUGAGUCUUCAAAUAACUUAGCCAUAGGUCAUGCAAUGACAUCGGCCAGUUCUUUUAGCACUCUUGGGUGUAGUUCAUCUGGUCCUGCUUACUUGUAGGUAUUUAGCCUUUGUAGGUGCUUCUGCACAAGAUGUAUGGCAAGUAGGGGAGGGUGAUCACCCCCACCAUGAUCAUCCUGUAUCCUGUCAAGCAGGCUAACACCUUGGACUUGUGGCAUACCGACAUGAAGUAUUCAUUCAGGAGUUUGGUUUUGUCCUGAGUGUCGGUUAUCAGCCGUCCCAUUUCAUUUAUCAGGGGCCCUGUGCUUCCCUUGGGGUUUUUUUGCUGUUUGUUUGUUUUUUUCACUUCCUACAUAUCUAAAGAAGGACUUCUUGUUGUCCUUGAUUCUGGUUGCCAAUUUGUAUUCAGUUUGUGAUUUUGCUGUCCUGAUCUGCUCCCUACAGAUGUGGGCUGUUGCUGAAUAUUCCUCUUUGGUAGUUAUUGCAGACUUACAUCCUCUGUAGGCUUCUCAUUUUAAUUUCAGGAUGUCCGUAACUUCCCUGUUGAGCUCUUCUGCUGCCUUUCUUACAACUUCCAUUGAGCUUUUAGGAUUACUUCCUUGAGGAAGAGCCACUCUUCUUGUACUCCCUUCCUCAUCAGACCAUGGUCCCGCAGGGCCUCGCCAACCAGUCUCCUGAGCUUGUGAAAAUCAGCUUUUCCAAAAUCAAGGAUUUCUACCCUACUGGUCGAUUUCCUUGACUUAUGGUACAUGGAGAAAGUGAUUAUCUCAUGGUCAUUGUCGCCCAGUUUCCCCUUCAUCCUCAGGUUACUCAGUAGAUCAUCUCAUUUGGCCAGAACCAAGUCUAGGACUGCCUUGCCCCUCGUCGAACUGUAGACUUCCUGAGUUAGAUAGUAAGCGUGAGAACGCUCAGCCAGAUCCGAUUGCUUAUAAAUCUUUCAUUUCACAGGAUGUCUGGGUAGUUGAAGUUACACAUGAUGACCGUGCUCUGAGAGCAUGCGGCCUCUGCCAGUUCUCUAGAGAAUUCGUCGUUGAGAUGUUCCUCUUGGUUCGGAGGUCUGUAAUAAAUUCCUAUGGUCCUACCCCUUCCCUGUGUUCUCCCCAUAUCUUGACCCAAAGGGUCUCAAGUCAUCCUCCUUUGUUUCCAAACUUCACUUCUAGGGAGGUGCAAUGUUCCUUCAUGUAGAGAACAACUCCUCCACCCUUCUUCCCAACAUCAUCCUUCCUAUACAGUGUAUCCCCCUUUGCCUGUGGUCCAGUCAUAGGUGGAGUCCCACCAGGUCUUUGUAGUCCCUAUGAGGUCAUAUUGAUUGUUGGUUAGCAGGAGUGCUAGUUCCUCCUGCUUGUUUCCCAUGCUUCUGGUGUUAGUGUACAGGCAACGAAGCCUGCCAGUGGAGGCCCGAGGCUUCCUGAUGAGCUGUGGGAUAAUCUGUGCAUUGGCCAGUGUCAGAGAAUGUUUCCUAUUGUACCCUGAGACGUUGGUUUUGAGGUUGCCAUUUCUCAUGCUUGUGCUAGUAGCUGCUGGUCUGUCCCCCAGUGAUCCCAGUUUAAAGCCCUAUCCAGGAGGUCCGUCAUUCUAGCCAAGAAAAGCUGCUUCUCCUUCGGCACGAGGUGGAUGCCAUCUCUUCCCAACAAGCCGCAGUCCCUGAGGUGCAUGCCAUGGUUAAAGUAGCCGAAGCCCUCGCACUAACCCCAUUGCCGGAGUCUUCUCUUUACUUCUCUGCAUCUAUCCCUCCUGUAUCUGUGGGCCACCACUGGGAGGACCAAGGAGAAAACUACCUGUGCCCCCGACCCCUUCAGCCAAGCCCCCAGAGCCCUGUGCUGUCUCAUGACCCAGGGUUGUUCGUGGCUGUGUCAUCCGUGCCCAUGUGGAUGAGGAGCAUGGGGUAGUGGUCGGAGGGCCAAGCAAGUUCUGGGAUCCUUUCAGCCACAUCCCGGAUGCGAGCCCCUGGGAGGCAGCAGACCUCACAGGUUAGGACGUAGAGACCUUAUUAGGGAGUGUACUGUAUAUAGACGGGACUGCAUAAUAACUCAAAAAUAAAGCCUCACUCUUUUA
Alligator mississippiensis (American alligator) is the source of this 7934-nucleotide messenger RNA. RefSeq names its product zinc finger protein 420-like. Gene Ontology annotation, cellular component: nucleus. Gene Ontology annotation, biological process: regulation of transcription by RNA polymerase II. Bases 246 to 2960 code for a protein of 904 amino acids. The record is from RefSeq and is a predicted model, not a curated record. The transcript is spliced from 7 exons. Lineage: Eukaryota; Metazoa; Chordata; Crocodylia; Alligatoridae. Gene Ontology annotation, molecular function: RNA polymerase II cis-regulatory region sequence-specific DNA binding; DNA-binding transcription activator activity, RNA polymerase II-specific.